Messenger RNA from Podarcis lilfordi (Lilford's wall lizard), 1386 nucleotides. The record is from the annotation of a GenBank genome assembly. Lineage: Eukaryota; Metazoa; Chordata; Lepidosauria; Squamata; Lacertidae.
AUGCUGGUGCCUAGUGUUUUGUUGCCGCUCUUCUCUGUGAAAACAGAAGCCUGGGUCCGCAUGCAGUGUUAGCUUUUGUGCAUUCUUCUUUCCCAUUUGGUUUGACACUUCCUUUGCUUUCUCUUCCUAGACACCCCGUGAAGUGGCCCAGCAGGCGGUAGAUGCGGAUGUGCAUUGCGUGGGGCACUGCGUGCACCUUGGCUGCUGGCCACAAAACGGCUUGUCCCUUAGCCGCCCAGACCUUCUCCUCAUGUGUGGAGGCGUCAUCCCUCCCCAGGUACUGUGCACCACCUAGUGCUAAUCCAAAGAUGGCUUGUUGUGAGAAGAUUAAAUUGUUCCCAGUGAGGUGGGGUCUCCAUCUACUUUUUCCUCCUCCUCCUCCAGGCAAAUGAACACCAUUGAAAGGCUUUUAAAAUAGCAUCUAGCUUUUGAAAUGUGGAAAUCCUUCAGCAAAUUUUGGAAAGCAUUGUAGUUUCUAGGCUUAGGGUUCAAAGAACAACGCAGUUGAGAAGCAGCCUCCCAAAAGCUUUCGAAAACUGUCAAUAGAAUCAAAUAAUUUAAAAGUCACUUUUUAAAUUUAAAAAUAUUCGUAAACAUUUUAAGAAAUGAAGAAAAAAGGGACCAGUUUCCUUUACUGAAAUAGAAAAUAUAUAAUUUUUUUUCCUUCCAGAAUUUGCUUUUUUUCCGGGGAGUGGGGGUGGGGUGGGGUUAUAAACAAGAAUAAUGUUAUACAAAUGAGUAUACUGUACCAAGUAGUCUUAUGUCAUUUGUAUAUCACAAAAAUAGCAUAAUAAAUGUGGAAAUAUAUCUACAACAUAUUUUUCAUUAUUAGUGGUCAAUGUAGAAGUUCUUGGUUCAUGAAUUGGUUUAAAUAGUUAGGAAGAAGAAGGGAAGAAAGGGCUGGAGGGGGGAAUGGCGAGUGGAGUGGGGUAGAAUUUGCUUUUCUGUUUUGAAUCUCUUGACCUUGGUAUAAUUGUUGCACCUGGCAAAAGAUUCGUAUAGAGCCACAAGUCUCUGGUUGUCUUGGAGCAGAGGUGAAAAUGUUCACCACUUUUGAUGAUUUCAUUCUUUAUGUUACAUAGGAUAACACCUAGAGCAGAGAUUGCUUGAACCUGUAGUCACUGGGACUUUGCACACAUGGCGGGGUUUGCGUAGGCGAGAGCAUCACUGUUUCCCCCCAUAGCUAGCAUACCAAGUUAUUUCCCCUUCUCCAUGUGUGCUACCUCCUGACCUGCCAUCGCUAAACUCUGCUCUUUUAGCAUGUGUUCUGCAGAAUUUUACUUUACAAAGUCUGCAUGCAUGUUUUAUGUCUGUUUUUCUCCUGCGCAGGAUUAUGACUUCUUGUAUGCCUCUGGUGUUUCCAAAAUAUUUGGCCCUGGAACCUGA